Messenger RNA from Aedes aegypti (yellow fever mosquito), 973 nucleotides. RefSeq names its product mitochondrial inner membrane protease ATP23 homolog. NCBI's taxonomy places the organism in Eukaryota, Metazoa, Arthropoda, Insecta, Diptera, Culicidae. Gene Ontology annotation, molecular function: metalloendopeptidase activity. Gene Ontology annotation, cellular component: extrinsic component of mitochondrial inner membrane. The coding region runs from base 142 to 921 and encodes 259 amino acids. Gene Ontology annotation, biological process: mitochondrial protein processing; mitochondrial proton-transporting ATP synthase complex assembly. The transcript is spliced from 3 exons. The record is from RefSeq and is a predicted model, not a curated record.
ACCGGUGUAGUCGUUCGUGUUUCUGUUCGCUCAGGUCGGCGGAUUUGUUUUGAUGUUACAUCAGAAAGAGUGAUCGCAGUGGUGCUUCGAAAAUUUAAAUAAUUUUCGUGAAUUUUCGCUGAAGUUCUCCUAGUUCACCCAAUGUCUGAAAAAGAGUCCAAGCAAAAAACCACACCGCCCAUUCCGAACGCGGUAAUCGACCGCCAGGGCGAUGGUGAUGGGAAACAAUGGGGUUACGAUUUGUAUCCGGAGCGGCGAGGCGAAAGGUACAAACCCAGCUGGGGCCGGGUGCUGCUCGGAAUCGAAGGCACGGAAAACCUGGACAAAAUCAAGUGCGAACGGAACGUGUACUCCUGCAUCAAAAACAGCCCAAUGGUGAAGCUUAUGAUGGGCGCCCUGAAGAGCUCGGGAUGCGCAAUCGACAUUCGGCGGCACAUUGCUUGCGAAGUGUGCGAUGUGUCCGUUAGCGGAGGCUACGAUCCGGUGCUGAAUCAGGUGGUUGUCUGUCAAAACAUUGCCCGAAACGAGGGCAUCGUGCAGGGAGUGCUAACCCACGAGAUGAUUCACAUGUUCGACUACUGUCGGAACGAUUUGGACUUCAAGAACAUCGACCAUCUGGCCUGUACGGAAAUUCGGGCCGCCAACCUAACGCACUGUUCGUUCAUGAGCGCCUGGACUCAGGGCGACGCGUCGCCUUUCAAGAUCAAGCAAGCACACCAGGAUUGUGUUAAAACCAAAGCACUCAACUCGGUGCUGGCGGUGAGGAAGGUUACCACAGAGGAAGCCAUUGAGGCCGUCGAAAGGGUAUUUCCCAAAUGUUACAACGAUUUGGAACCGAUCGGCCGUCGGAUACGAAGGAAUUCCAAGGAUAUGUACAAAGCGUACCUGGAGGGGCCCAUGUACGGAUAUGACGUCGACUAGUCGGUAAGUUUUUGCGCAGUUUUACGGUCUAGUAAAUUUAUGAAAUUUUAAA